AUGACCAGCUUUAACGAACGCGACGCUGGUCACCGUGAAGUCAAACAAGUUCUCGAGCGUUGUAAACUACUUCAGUACUUGGAAAUCUUUAUUGCAGAAGGAUUUGAUUGUCUCAAGUCGCUUUGUGAAAUCAGCGAGGACGACCUGGUUGCCUUAAAAGUGAAGCGUGGCCAUCGUAGGUUGUUGCAAAGAGAAAUUGCCACAGCCAAAGGUAUACCACGGAACCAACCAUUAUGGAUCCGCACCACGGGAUCUAUUAGUGCUGCCCAGUCGCCUAUUUCAUCCAUGGCAUCACCAACUCCACCAGCCAUGGCCAAUAGCAGCACAGCAACAUCAACCAUGAACAAUCCUAGUGACUCAAGUGGCAGUGACAGCUUGGCACCAAGUUCCAAUACCACUGUUAGUAGUGGAGGUUUACGUUCUUCCAAAAAGGGCGCUGGCCAAGUAGCACAAAGCAGUAAUACGUCUUCAGCUUUUGGAGCAACAUUAUCGUCGUCGUCCUCUAGUCGCCAAAACAAGGGUAGCGAUUCAUCCAUUGAUGAUACGGCAAGCUCAUCUUUGCCACCACCACCCAAACGACGAUAUCGACGACAUCCAAAGCCAGACCGCAAUGCACCUGUAAAGCCACCCUCUGCAUAUGUCAUGUUUGCCAAUGAUGUACGAUCCAAACUCAAGGAGCAGAACUUGACAUUUGCUCAAUUGGCCAAAGCUACCGGUGAACGAUGGAAAUCCUUGAAUGACACAGAGCGGCAGCGAUAUGAGACGAUGGCAGGUGAAGCAAAAAAGAUCUACAACAUUGCCCUUGAGCAGUACAAGUUGACGCCUGAAUACAAGCGCUAUCAAGAGUACCUUCGAGAAUUCAGGCUCACGUAUGAACCACAUCAUCGUCAUCAACAAUCAUCAUAUGACCAACAAAAUCCCCAAAAGUUCAUGCGUUCUGUUGAAUCUCCAGGAAGUGGUAGCCUUGCAGAUUAUAGCUCAAAUGGCAAUAGCAUAGGACAGGUGAGCUCAUCCAGUGGUGGAUCAGCCGAUGGUGGUGACGAAGACGGCAAAAGAAAAAAGCCUGCAAGCAGUGCCAUGACAUCCGGAGGUGACGACAAAAACGAUGCUGUUGUGGUUCGUGGUUUUUUUCAAGUACAAGGAGAUGAUGAGAAUAACAAUAAUGAUGAUGAUACCUGGCCUGACUAUAUUCAUGACUCUGUUCCUAGCUUUUCCGGUCAAUGCCCAACUACUUUGGCAGCCUCAGAUUGCUCGAGAGCACGUGAUGAUGGCAACUCUAAAGCCGACGCUAUGCUUCUAGACGACGACGACGACGACGACGAUAUCGAAAACAACCAUGACGACAACGACAAGCAACAACAACAACAACACGCCACCACCAAUGUCGUCGUCGCCGCCGCCGAUAGCACCAACUCUCAACUUCACUGA
Messenger RNA from Lichtheimia ornata, 1428 nucleotides. RefSeq lists its product as uncharacterized. Gene Ontology annotation, biological process: regulation of gene expression. NCBI's taxonomy places the organism in Eukaryota, Fungi, Mucoromycota, Mucoromycetes, Mucorales, Lichtheimiaceae. Gene Ontology annotation, cellular component: nucleus. Gene Ontology annotation, molecular function: protein binding. The transcript has 6 exons. The record is from RefSeq and is a predicted model, not a curated record. Bases 1 to 1428 code for a protein of 475 amino acids.